CUCUCUCAUAUGGGAAGGAACAAAAGGGCAAUGGAUGGAACCAAGAAUAAGGAAGCCAAGAGAGGAGCAUGGGCAGCUGAAGAAGAUGAGAGACUAGCUCAAGUUGUUGAAAUCCAUGGCCCAAAGAAGUGGCAAUCUAUUGCUGCUAAAGCAGGUCUCAAUAGGUGUGGAAAGAGUUGCAGGUUGAGAUGGAUGAAUUACUUAAGACCCAACAUCAAGAGAGGCAAUAUCUCAGAUCAAGAAGAGGAUUUGAUACUUAGGCUUCAUAAACUCUUAGGGAACAGGUGGUCUUUGAUUGCUGGACGGCUACCGGGUCGAACGGAUAACGAGAUUAAGAACUACUGGAACUGUCAUCUGAGCAGAAAACUAGGACAGAAGCAGAAGCCCAAAACAAUAUCAGAAGCAGAGAGAUCUGAGCUCCAGAAAGCAAAGGUUUUGGAGAAGGAACUUGAAGAUGGAAGCGAAGAGGGCACCUCUAGUGGAGGUGAUGGAGAAUCAGACAUUGGUUUUAAUGUGGAUGAAUUGCUUGAUUUCUCCACUGAGGAUUCUCUCAAUAUGCAGUGGGUAACCAAAUUCCUUGAAUUCGAUGAAGAUUUUUGUGGAUUUUCAUGAAAAUUUCAAGUUAGAACAUUUGUUGCUACUUCAUCAAAUAAU
Molecule: messenger RNA, 654 nt
Organism: Telopea speciosissima
Lineage: Eukaryota; Viridiplantae; Streptophyta; Magnoliopsida; Proteales; Proteaceae
Product: transcription factor MYB3-like
Exons: 3
Source: RefSeq, a predicted model, not a curated record